CACAGUUUUCCCACCUUGCAUUACCUGCAUUGUCAAUAAAAACUCCAAUGGUUCCAUUGUUCUAUUGUUGACAUUCAUUUUCAAUAAAUACUCUAUAUUAUAUAUUUCAUUUUCACAAAGAAGAAAAGAAAAAAUACAUUCUCUGAACCUUUCUUUCCCACUCUUCUCUUUUUCUUAUUUUCUUACUGCUCUGAAUUUCUCAUUUCAAAUUUAAAAAUAAAAUUAAAUAAAAAUGCCUUCAAUCCCAGAGUCAGACCUCAUUCGGCUACAAGCCAACCAGGACCAUGUCCGCAACAUCUGUAUCCUUGCCCAUGUCGACCACGGCAAAACGACUCUUUCAGACUCCCUCCUUGCCUCCAAUGGCAUUAUCUCCUCAAAGCUCGCAGGCAAAAUCCGAUAUCUGGACUCGAGAGAGGAUGAACAGGAGCGCGGUAUCACAAUGGAAUCCAGUGCGAUCUCACUCUAUUUCAAAAUCAUGCGACGUGUUGCCUCUGCUACCUCCACCUCCACCUCCACAGUGACGGAUCAGAGCAAUACUCCAACGUCUCCUGAACCCUCUGUCCAAUCCGAGUCUGCCCAAUCGCCAGCAACAGAAGCCAAGAAGAACGUCUCGGAGGAAUAUCUUAUCAAUCUCAUUGAUUCACCAGGUCAUGUCGAUUUCUCAGGAGAGGUCUCAACAGCAUCGAGAUUAUGUGAUGGAGCAUUGGUGCUUGUUGACGCUGUCGAAGGAGUGUGUACUCAGACACACACCGUACUACGUCAGGCUUGGAAAGAAUCUGUUCGUCCAGUCUUGGUGAUUAAUAAGAUUGAUCGUCUGAUCACAGAAUUGCAGUUUACUCCAUUGGAAGCAUACAUUCAUUUGAAUAAGAUUCUUGAACAGGUCAAUGCGGUCAUGGGAACUUUCUUCUCUGAGAAUGUACUGGAAGAAGAUUAUAGGAAAAAGGCAGAGAAAAAAAAGCAGCAAGGAAAUGAUGAAUCAACAUCGAGUGGUCUUGAAGACACAUUUUCGGAUUGGCAUGUUGAAACUCAGGACGAUUCACACAUUUACUUUCAUCCUUCUCAGGGCAACGUCAUCUUUGCUUCUGCCAUCGAUGGAUGGGCUUUCAGAGUGGAUCAGUUUGCAGCGAUCUAUGCUCAGAAACUUGGGAUGAAGGAAGCUGUCCUUCGAAAGUGCCUUUGGGGAGAUUUUUAUCUGGAUCCAAAGACCAAGCGUGUCAUCGGAUACAAGGGCCUGAAAGGCCGGGCAUUGAAACCUCUGGCGGUCCAAAUGGUUCUCGAAAACGUUUGGAAGGUCUAUGAGGUCGUUGUCAUCUCACCAGACAAGGACAUGACGGAAAAGGUCGUAAAGUCACUCAAUCUGAAGGUUUUGCCCAGAGAUUUGAAAUCAAGGGAUACACGGGCUGUUUUGAUCACCAUCUUUUCACAAUGGCUCCCACUUUCGACAUGUGUUUUGUUGGCUGUUGUUGAACAACUUCCUUCACCACCAGUAGCACAAAAGAUUCGAAUGCCAAAGCUAUUGCAUCCAUUCGAGGCACAACCACCGGAACCAGUGGAGGAGUGGGAGCGAGGCAUGGUGAACUGUGAUGCCUCUAGUGGUGUAGUCGCGUAUGUCAGUAAGAUGGUCAGUGUUCCCUUGGAGGUCUUGCCCAAGAACAAGCGCAAGGCCCUGACAGCUGAGGAAAUGCGACAGCGUGGAAGGGUCCAAAGAGAACAACUUAUUGCAAGCGCCAAAGCCGCUGAGGUCGGAGAGGCUGGUGUGCAUGUGAAUGUGGCCGACAUCAUUGCCAACAGAGCCCAGGCAGAGGCAGAGGAGAAGGCAGCGGCGGAUGAACUGGAAGGGAAAGAGACUUUGAUUGGAUUUGCUCGAAUCUAUUCUGGUACUGUUCGUGUUGGACAAAAGCUAAAGGUCCUCGGACCAAAGUAUGAUCCCGCACAGCCAACACUUCAUUGCAGUGAGGUGACUGUUGAUAACUUGUUUAUGAUCAUGGGUCGAGACUUGAUUGGGUUGGAGGAAGUGCCUGCCGGUAAUGUGUUUGGUAUUGGAGGGCUGGAGGGACAUGUUUUGAAGUAUGGAACUCUUUGGAGUGCAGAGUGGGAGGGCGGGCAAAAUCUGGUCAGGAAAGGACUCGAGGCUGCACCGAUUGUUCGUGUGGCCUUGGAACCCGAGAAUCCUUCACAGAUGGCGGAGCUUAUCAAGGGAUUGCAAUUGCUUAAUCAGGCUGACCCUUCAGUUCAGGUGUUGACCCAAGAGACAGGAGAACACGUUAUUCUGACCUCGGGUGAGGUACAUCUCCAGAGAUGCAUGGCAGAUUUGAGAGAACGUUUUGCGAGGAUCGAGAUCUCUAUGAGUGAACCCAUUGUACCCUUCCGUGAGACUGCUGUGGAUGCGCCAGCUCAAUUGGUAACAUCCAACGCCAUGUCAGCGAACGAAGCCUACCAGGCUCGCGAACAAGGCGAAAAGUUGAUUGCGAAGAGUGAGACAGGGUCACGAGGAACCAUUGUUGCUUUGACACCGAACAGACAUGUGCGCCUAGCGGUUAGAGCAAUCCCUAUUCCUGCUGAACUUCGACAGUAUCUUGUUGAGCAUGGUGAUCAGAUUCAACGCUAUAUCGAAAGCUCUUUGAAUAGCAGCGGCAACAGAGGACCUGGAUCACCACUGACUGUUCGUCUGACGCCUGAGGAGGAAGCUCAGGAGAGAGAGAAGCUGAUGACAGAACUUAAGCCAUUGUUUGCUAAAGCUGGAGAAGAAUGGAGAGGAAAAGAGAAGGACAUCUUGGCAUUUGGACCACGUCGUGUUGGACCUAAUCUUUUGAUCAACAAUCUCGGCAUCGAUUUCACUCGUAACAAGGCUAGUAACAACAGUAGCAGUAGCAGCGACAGUAAUAACGGUCAGAAUGAGGAGGAGGAGAACACGAUAUCUAUUCAAGACAUGGCAGAGUCUGUGCAGACUGGUUUCCAGAUUGCGACCAAUGCUGGACCAUUGUGCAGUGAGCCCAUGCUUGGCAUGGCCUUUUUCUUGAGGGAGAUUGAGAUUAUGGAGGAUACACAGGAGAGUACAGGUAACGAGGGUCGAUCCAGGAUGGCAGUAACGAGUGGUCAAGUCAUCACGACGAUGAGGGAUGCUUGUAGGUUAGGCUUUUUGGAAUGGAGUCCUCGCCUGAUGUUGGCGAUGUAUUCUUGUGAUAUUCAGGCAACAGCUGAUGUUUUAGGUAAAGUGUAUGCUGUGAUUGCGCGUCGCAAAGGCAAGAUCCUACACGAAGAGAUGAAGGAGGGAACGCCGUUCUUUACGAUCCAGGCACUUUUGCCCGUGGUUGAAUCGUUUGGGUUCGCAGAUGAUAUCCGCAAGAGGACAUCUGGGGCAGCAUCGCCUCAGUUGAUCUUUUCGCACUUUGAGGUUCUGGAUAUGGACCCGUUCUGGGUACCGAACACAAUUGAGGAGUUGGAGGAUCUGGGGGAGAAGGCGGACCGCGAGAAUGUGGCCAAGAAAUAUAUGGAUGCAGUUCGAAAACGCAAGGGACUGUUUGUAGAACAGAAAAUUGUUGAACACGCAGAGAAGCAGCGGACACUUCGAAAGAACUAAUGCAUGCACAUACACACAAACAAGCACAUUUUUAUAUACAUACACAUCCAUAUACACAUUUAUACACAAACACACAUUUAUAAAAAAAAAUAACAAAAAUAAAACAGCAAACAAUUAGACUAGACUAGACUAAUAAUAAAAAUAC
Molecule: messenger RNA, 3725 nt
Organism: Lobosporangium transversale
Lineage: Eukaryota; Fungi; Mortierellomycota; Mortierellomycetes; Mortierellales; Mortierellaceae
Exons: 5
Coding region: 233-3580 (1115 amino acids)
Biological process (GO): cytosolic ribosome assembly
Cellular component (GO): cytosol; ribonucleoprotein complex
Molecular function (GO): ribosome binding; GTP binding; GTPase activity
Source: RefSeq, a predicted model, not a curated record